UGCAGGUAUGUUGCAGUAAAAGUCGACAUUUUUUAAAGAUGUAAUCAUUUUGAAGGUCAAAAAUCAUCGACGUUUGCGUUUGCAGUCGUAAGAGCCACAGAACGCUAACUGACAAUGGGGCCUAACGAUUCGCUGAAUGUUUCUGGCGCCGAUGACGUCAUAUCCGCCGCCGAAGACGUGUCGGCGGAAUACACCACAGGUCAGAUGAUCACCAUUGGCGUCAUCGUUUCCAUAGUGAUGACCUUCAUCGUCCUUGGCAGCACCCUCGUCAUCAUCCUGUACGUCCUCGGCAAACGAAUAAAAAAACCGCGAAACGCUUUCAUCGUGUCUUUGGCCGUUAGUGACGUCAUGGUGGGAACGACCAUCAUGCCCUUCUCGCUGUCCAAUGAGCUGCUCGGUUACUGGGCGUUCGGGGAGACCCUGUGUGAUGUCUGGCUGGCCUUUGACGUGAUCGCGUGCACGGCGUCGAUCUACAAUCUCUGCGCGAUCGCGCUGGAUCGCUACUGGUCGGUCACCGACGCCAGCUACGUGCAGUACAAGAGUCGCGACCGGAUAAAGUGUAUGCUAGCCGCCGUGUGGGUCAGUGCGAUAGUCGUGGGGCUGCCACCUCUGUUCGGAUGGAAGGAGGAACAUGAUUGGGCACGCGAAGCCAAGCCGUUCUGCGAACUGAGAACCCUCCCCGAGUACGUCUUCUUCUCCGUCGCCCUCUCGUUCUGGGCGCCGCUAUUGGUCAUGACGGUUCUCUACUUCAUGGUCCUCCGGGAGACCAAGAAGCGCUUCGCGGCCAGGCUGCAGCGCAGGAAGAUCUCCGAGGAAGUCACGAGAAGAUACGCGGUGAAACGCGCCCGCCGCUCGGCCGUAUCCAGAGCCAAAGCCGCUGACAUCGCCAGGAACAGGCGCAAAUGUAACGCAAUGGCACCAGGUACACCAAGGCCGAUUCCGAAACGGAACCAGCGUGUUCUGGUCAAAUGUUCCCCCGUGCAAGACGCUUUCUCUGUGAGUGAGCUUUCCGACUUCAACCUCGACAUUUUGUACGAGGCAGAAGAGAUCGAAUCAAAGCCGAAAGCCCAGAGUAACACAUUCAAAGUUGUGUCCCACGUUGUGAAAGGCAGCAGCAAUGCAAACACAUCACCAAGCGGUAAAACGAAUCUGCAUGACUGCGAAGGUAUUCGCAAUAAAUUCUGCUCAGAUGCACCCAAAAGCCCUGGCCUCAAUGGUAAUGAUGAAAACAAGGUCUCGUCUAUGACCAAUAGCCUAGAGGAAGAACAAAACUCAUGUGUCAAAGUUGGCUGUAUGUCGAUGAUUGGAAGACCCACUGCUCCUAACUUGAAACAGGAGACCCGUUUGAAUAUGGUUAUUGGCUUGGUGAUGGGUACGUUUGCCGCUUGCUGGCUGCCUUUCUUCGUGGUGUACCCUCUGUCAGUUGUGACCGAAUCAUUCGUUCCGGCCAUACUCUUCAAAUUCUGCUUCUGGCUAGGGUACUGCAACAGCGUUCUAAACCCCAUCAUUUACACGGCCUUCAAUCAGGACUUCCGGGAAGCUUGUACGGAAGUCUACCGGAAAUUCUGUCAGAGAAACCGCGAGGGGCGAUGAUUUGUGAUUGGCCAAAAUCAAACUUGAUUAGAGGUAGUAUACA
Branchiostoma belcheri (Belcher's lancelet) is the source of this 1636-nucleotide messenger RNA. Its product is annotated as alpha-2Da adrenergic receptor-like. NCBI's taxonomy places the organism in Eukaryota, Metazoa, Chordata, Leptocardii, Amphioxiformes, Branchiostomatidae. The transcript has a single exon. Gene Ontology annotation, molecular function: G protein-coupled receptor activity. The coding region runs from base 115 to 1593 and encodes 492 amino acids. Gene Ontology annotation, biological process: adenylate cyclase-activating adrenergic receptor signaling pathway. The record is from RefSeq and is a predicted model, not a curated record. Gene Ontology annotation, cellular component: membrane.